AAAAAUUCAAAAUUCAAAUCCCGUAACGGCCCGAAAUCUCCCAUGCCCUCAUCUCUUCUUCUUCUUCUUCUUCUUCUCCCCCUCCAAUACUCCCACUGUCACACACAUACAGAGAGCUCACUCACACGAAAAUGGCGUCUCUCACGCCAGGAAUCCUCCUGAAGCUCCUCCAGUCAAUGAACUCCGGCACUCGCGUCACCGGCGACCACAGAUCCCCCCUCCUCCAAGUCACCGGAAUCGUCCCCGCCCUCGCCGGCUCCGAUCUCUGGCCCAACCAUGGCUUCUUCGUCCAGAUCUCCGACUCCCUUAACUCCACCUACGUCUCUCUCUCAGACCGCGACACCGAUCUCAUCCUCACCAACCGUCUCCAGCUCGGUCAGUUCAUCUACCUCGAACGUCUCGAUUUCUCCACCCCCGUCCCUCGCGCCGUCGGUAUCCGCCCCGUCGCCGGCCGCCAUCCCUUCGUCGGAUCUCCCGAGCCGCUCAUCGCUCGCGUCUCCUCCGGGUCCAAACGUGACUUCGUCAUCCAACCCGUCGCCGAUUCCGAGUACUCCCUCGACCCAAUCGCAGUUUACUUGAACAAUAAGCGUGUCGACGACGAUGUCACGGCAGUGACGUCACAGAGCAAGGAGUCUUCCAGAUACGCCGGGAGGCAAGCACUUGCUCCGAUGAAUCGGAACGAAGAGAAUCUGAAUCCGAGAUCAAAGCAGACACCGCAGAGAUUCUCGUCACCGGCGUCAUCGAAGAGGUCAAUCUCGACGGGGAAGAAGAGAGAUCCGUCGCCGGCGGCGGAGGCCGGGAAGGGAAGGAGAUCAGCGUCUCCGGUGCCUUCUAAGUGCGUGGUGCCGAGCCUCGUGGCGGCGCGUGAGGAUAACAGGAAGGUGGCGAGGGAGCCUGCGAUUGUGGUUCCGUCGAGGUAUCGACAACCGUCGCCGACAGGGAGGAAGCUCCAUCCAUCUCCGAGUGGAAGGAGGACUUCGGUUUCGCCGGGACGGAGGCUGUCGGGUAUUUUCAAGGUCUCUCCGAUGGUCGGAGAUUCGUCCGGGAAGAAGAAGAUGGCGGCCAUUGUUGCCGGAAUUUCCAAGGUGUCAGAAGCCCUCGUCGGUUCAUCAGCCAAGGGUAGUAAUCGCAAGAGCUGGGAUGAGUCCGGGACCGGAAUGAAUGCUGUAUCAGCCGAUGGAAGUGCCCAGAAGGAGCAGAAAGAGAAGGGUUCUGCUAAGAACAAGCCUGAUCUUCAGGCAAUCCUGCGUACUCAGGCUGCUAUAUCGAGGCGUCUUAGCGAUGUGAAUAGCCGAAAGGGUGAGAAGGAGGACACCUCAACAUGUGAAGAUAAAGAUAAGUCCUGUUCAUCAGAAACUAGUUCAGUCCAUGAGGCUUCAGCCAUUGAAGCGCUUGGCAUCACCUUUCAUGAACCGAAAUGGACUGAUGGAAGCAUACCAUGGGAUACCGUCUCACAGGACCUUGCGAAACUCGCAAAGGAGGCUACCCGUAGAAGAGAUGUUGCCGCUAGAACCGCAGCUCGAGCUUUGGAAGAAGCCAACUCGAACGAGUGUAUCAUUAGGUGUUUAAGUAAAUUUUCUGAACUGUCUUUGACACCGAAGCUCGGAAAUCCACUCCCCACCAUCAAUCAAUUUCUGGCCAUCUAUGAAGACACCGUGAGAUACUCUAAGAUCGCCAAGUCUGUUGCUUUCGGCCAUUCUUCAGCACAUGACGCCUCGGCCGAGCAAUCAAACUCAAUCUCUCUUUGGGUGGAGGCUGCAUUAGCCACCGAUCUUGAUGUAGUCUCACUCGUGCCAAACCAGAAGAGCAACGAAGCGCCUUCUGUUCUUAAAAAAUGUACUUCCAAUCGCCAACCUCACAGACCCUCUAUCGAGACCAACCCUAAAACAGAUCAUGCCCUCGGGAAGUGGACUGAUGGAGACGGAAUGAAGGAGACAGUUAAACUCGCAGCGAAGUUACAGACCGAGAUGCAGAAGUGGUUCCUAGGGUUCGUCGAGUCAUCUCUUGACAACAAAAACACGGCGGCUGCUCUGUCUCUGGACUGCAGCUCCAUAGCGGCUGUUCUGUCGCAGCUGAAGCGUGUCAACGAGUGGUUGGACCGAGUGGUUUCGUCCCGAGAGGAAGAGGAGGAUCCGUCCUUAACGGACAAGAUCGAGCGUUUGAAGCGCAAGAUCUACGGAUUUGUCAUUCACCACGUCGGAUCUACUUACGAUAACUCUCUGUCUCUUCCUUGUUAACUUCGUUCACACGUCUCGUUUCCGUAAUCCCGAAUGAACCGUCUCGACACUCUUGUUUCUACGUUCCUUCCCAUGCCGGAUUUACUGUUUUUGUUAACUUUGUUAUCACUUGCGGUA
This is a messenger RNA of Tarenaya hassleriana, 2354 nucleotides long. RefSeq lists its product as uncharacterized. The transcript is spliced from 5 exons. Lineage: Eukaryota; Viridiplantae; Streptophyta; Magnoliopsida; Brassicales; Cleomaceae. The record is from RefSeq and is a predicted model, not a curated record. Bases 132 to 2237 code for a protein of 701 amino acids.